CUGUCAAAUCACAAAUGUCAUACACAGUACAUUAGACGUAAAGAAAUUGUGCAAGAAUUAAAUAUAUUCCAUAGCAAAUUGUGAUAUGUAAAGGUGAAAAUUAACUACAAUUAGUAUUUAAUUAUGAUAUAUCAGGUAAAAAGGGUUUUAUUAAAGCACCGUUUUGUUAAUCAAUUUAUUCGUUACGUACACAAUGAUCAAAAUUCGGCUAAGACUCUUUUUCCUUUAAAAAGUCGUGGUUUACUCAAAAUUGCUGGUGAAGAUGCAGGAACAUUUUUACAAGGUCUCAUUACGAAUGAUAUGCGUCAUUUCGAAGAAGGUGCUAAAUCUAUGUACACCGUAUUUUUAAAUAAUAAAGGUAGAGUGUUAUACGACACUUUGAUAUACAAAUGGGACAGAGAUGAUGCUUUCAUCAUUGAAUGCGACAAAAACGUCCUUAACUCCCUUCAAAAACAUCUUAAACUGUACAAAUUGAAAAGACAAAUCAAUUUUGCAGAUAUGAGUAAUGAAUUAAAAGUGCAUGCUUUUAUCUCAAAUGUAACUGAAGAUGCAAUAGAGUCCAAAAAUGAUAUAAAAAUAUACAAAGAUCCCAGGCUUUCGGAUCUAGGAUGUAGAGUCAUAUCACCAGCACAAACACCUGAGCCUGAUAUAGCCCAAGUUGUUGGUAAAGAUGUUGAAAUUAAGGAAAAUGAAGAUGGGUAUAAAUACUUGCGAUAUAAGUUAGGUGUUGGUGAGGGGGCUGAUGACCUGCCCCCAGGCACAACCUUCCCUUUGGAGGUUAACUGUGACUACCUCCAUGGUGUGAGUUUCCAUAAAGGCUGUUACAUUGGUCAGGAACUGACUGCCCGAGUGCAUCACACUGGUGUUGUUCGGAAAAGAAUUAUGCCAAUCAAGUUCACUGACACCAUUAAAGGAGAGUUAGAGAAAGAUUCUGUGAUAUCAGCACCAGAUAAUCCUAAAUCUAAUUUGGGAAAGUUAAAAGGAGUUGUACAGGACUAUGGGAUAGGAUUGCUCAGGAUAAAAGAGGCUUUGGAUGCAAAAGUAUUAGCUGUUGGAAAGUGUACAAUAGAAGUUGUUAAGCCGAGUUGGUGGCCUCUUGAAGCUCCAAAAGAUAAACCUUUAGCAAAAUCUGAAUAAAAAUAUUUAUUAAAACAUGGAAGAAACAAAA
Molecule: messenger RNA, 1168 nt
Organism: Manduca sexta (tobacco hornworm)
Lineage: Eukaryota; Metazoa; Arthropoda; Insecta; Lepidoptera; Sphingidae
Product: putative transferase CAF17 homolog, mitochondrial
Exons: 2
Coding region: 124-1137 (337 amino acids)
Cellular component (GO): mitochondrial matrix
Molecular function (GO): protein binding
Source: RefSeq, a predicted model, not a curated record